This is a messenger RNA of Onychostoma macrolepis, 5843 nucleotides long. It is a transcript of the gene smpd3, whose product is annotated as sphingomyelin phosphodiesterase 3. The coding region runs from base 441 to 2507 and encodes 688 amino acids. The transcript has 8 exons. Gene Ontology annotation, cellular component: cytoplasm; extracellular region. Gene Ontology annotation, molecular function: sphingomyelin phosphodiesterase activity. NCBI's taxonomy places the organism in Eukaryota, Metazoa, Chordata, Actinopteri, Cypriniformes, Cyprinidae. Gene Ontology annotation, biological process: sphingomyelin metabolic process. The record is from RefSeq and is a predicted model, not a curated record.
CUGGAAAGAAACUCAGCGUCGUCGUCAGCAGUUGCAUCGCGGGGCGGAGAGGCGGACCACGGCGAGGGAAAUCAGAUAUCUGGAAACUGGCACGGAAAUAGCGCAAAAGGAGACACUCACCUGUUAGACUACUGAACUGCUCUGCGCUGACGAGGCCUCCCCAUUCCGUGCCUGGAAUAUUCUGGAUCCCAGGAGGGGUUUUUUGUCAUCACCAUGAUCAGAUUCUUCAGGAGACUCUAGCACUGCAGACCCCCACCAAGGAGGGAAGAGGCUGGGCACGGAACCCUGUAUAUCCCAAAUUCAAAGCCGGACAUAGCGAAGGACCCAAGAACCAUGUAGUAUACCUCUUUCCGCCACAGGGGGGAGGGUUAACUUUGUAGUUCUUUUUUUGUACUUUUUUUUUUUUUUGGCUGGGAGUUGGUCUACAAGGUUAGCCAGAAAUGGUCUUGCACACCUCUCCCUACCCUAGUGCCUUCCUCAGUUUUCUGAGCCGUCUGUCUUGGGCCUUUGUUUUCCCUUGUUACUGGCUGUUGGACCGGUUGUUGGCCUCCUGUGUAGCAACAUCACUAGAGAAGCGUAGACGCUCCCAAGAUCCCUGCUCUUUUUUGGCACUUGGGGUCCUGAUCUCUACACCACUCUACCUGGUGCUGUUACUGGCAUCCUUACCAUUUGCUUUUAUUGGCUUCCUCUUGUGGGCCCCACUGCAGAGCAUCAGGAACCCCUACAUCUACUCUCACCAGAAACCAGACAAGCAUGGUGCCGAGCAGGGAAUAGCGGCUGGAACCGGGGCGGCACUUGCUGAAUGGCGUCCGCAAGGACGCAGCUUUUGCUUCGGCAGUGCCAAUGUUUGCCUGCUGCCAGACUCACUUGCACGCUUCAACAACCUUGCAGAUACUCAACGCCGAGCUCGUGAAGUGGGCAAGCGAAUCCGUAACGGUGCCAGCAGACCCCAGAUCAAGAUAUACAUCGACUCGCCCACCAAUACUUCAAUUAGUGCAGCAUCCUUCUGCAGUUUGGCCACCCAGGGCUUCCGCCGCACCUCAUCUUUGGACCAUCGUCCUGAGCCUGUAGUCACCACUGAACCUGAAACUGAGGCCUUAACUGAGUGUCCCGUUCACCCCUCAGGAAGUACAAGCUCAGAUUUCCCCGUCCACAGCACUGGAGCCCAAAAUUCUUCGGAGUGUCCCCUCCACCCCAACGGAGAAGAGCAUGCUCCUGAUUGUGCCGUCCACCAGUUUGCAGACCCACACUCCUCUGGUGAGUGUCCAGUACAUAGCAACAUCAUCCAGAACUCCGAAGACUGUCCUCUCCAUCCAGCUGGAGUGCAAAUCAGCAUCACCUCUCCUGAUUCCGAGCCAACUGAGGCUGAAAAAGGAAACCACCAGACCGGGGAUGGGGAUACGGGUAGCCUAGAAAGCCGUACAGCCUCACGGGAAUCCCUGGUUCGCUUCCACGCAGCCGAUGGAGGCAUCUCCCCCAACAACACCCUUUCACAACACCGCACCUCAGUCUUUAAAAGGCCGAUUGGGCGCAAACGGCGUCACGGAGACGACGGCUUUGACCAUGAGAUCUCUGCCUUCUUCCCAGCCAACCUGGACUUCCUUUGUCUGCAGGAAGUCUUCGAAAGGCGAGCUGCAGACAGGCUCAGGAGGCAGCUGCACCGCUAUUUUCCCUUUGUGCUGAGCGACGUGGGGCGCUAUGGUUGGAAAGGCUGUUGCUCCCGGUUCAAGUUCUUGAACAGUGGGCUUCUUUUGGCCAGUCGCUACCCUAUUCUGGAUGCCCAUUAUGAGUGCUUCCCUAAUGGGCGCAGCGAGGAUGCUCUGGCUGCUAAAGGAGUUCUUUUUGCCAAGGUGCAGGUGGGAAGCUCUGCUCAGGAUCAGCGGGUUGUUGGAUAUAUCGCUUGUACUCAUCUGCAUGCUAUUGAAGGUGAUUCAUCGGUGCGCUGCGAGCAGUUGGAUAUGCUGCUGGAGUGGGGAGCAGAGUUCAAGAGGGCCACCUCAGGUCCCAUGGAUGAGGAGAAGGUUCUGGAAGAUCAGGUGGCCUUCGAUGUCAUCCUCGGAGACCUCAACUUUGACAACUGCUCCUCAGAGGAUAAACUGGAACAGCAGCAUGCCCUCUUCACUCAUUAUAAAGACCCCUGUCGUCUCGGUCCUGGAGAAGACAAACCGUGGGCUUUGGGUACACUGCUGGACACGAGUGGUCUUUAUGAUGAGGAAGUCAGCUCACCAGAGAGCCUACAAAAAGUUAUGGAGAAUGAAGAGGGGAGAAAAGAGUACUUGGUGUUCCCCGCUAGCAAGAACCAUUGUCCCAGCCAGAAGGGGCGCAAAAUCCCCCUGAAAGGCAAUGGCAGGAGAAUCGAUUACAUCCUUUAUAAAGAAGAAGGCCUGCAGCCAGACUGGAAAGUGGAUAUAGAGGAGUUCAGCUACAUCACUCAACUUGCUGGAUUGACUGACCACCUCUCAGUGGCUGCAAGAUUGGUUGUGUCAACUGGAGAAGAGGAGACUUAGGACCCGGCCAUAAUUUAAAGAAAAAUCAAUGCCACGGAGAGAGAGAGAGGAGAGGCAAAGAGAGAGAGAGAGAAGUGAGUGAAAGGAAAAACAGCAGGAGGAGGCAUUCGUCAAGCUUCCCGACAGAUGAGGGCAGGGUGAUUGAGAGGGUUGGUAAGUCAUAAAAACGAUGGAUGACAUAGAUGGAGAACACAGACAAGAGAGGGGGGUGAAGGAAAGGAGAAAACCACCAAUCAGCUCAAAGCAGCGUGAAGGUGUGUGAUUUUGUGGACCUUGGUUCUCCAUCCACCCCUGGACUCUCCGUGUUUACAUCUGAACUGAAGAACAAAAUUAAAGAUUUACUCACCUUUGCACUUCUGAAGCUUCUCUGGGGCCCUUAAAGGGGUGGAGGCCAUUUUCUGGUGCCAUGACCCGGAUAUUCGAAUGAAGGCUGUUGCAUGGAAGAAUGCGUACAUUGACUGUUCUGGUCGUCUGUCACACAACAUGGACAAGGACAUGUGCGUCUGUGUGUUUAAAGUUAGUCCACCGCAAGAUCUAUCCCUCAGCGUUCUUCAAAAGACCUCAGCAAGUGUCUUUCUUUUCUAACGUCUUUCUAAGGUUUCUAUGGCCUCGCGCCAUCUUUUUAGGGAGUUUAUAUACUGAUAUACAAUACUGAUCAAGGUUGCAUUGUAUGGCCUCAAGUAACACUAAGUUAAACGAUUGAGAACAUGUUUUGUUGACUGCUGGGAUACAAUGACCAAGUCCUGAAGUAUGGCAGUGGCGCCAUCACUGCAAACUAUGGGAAAACUGAGCAACUGGUGGGGAUUUAACCCCAAACUGUUGGUAGAUGCAUGUUUCUCAGUGCACUGCCAUGUUUGUCAUGGCCUGCAUGUUUGACGUGAACCCUGAGACGCAAUUAACACUGGCUAUUUUUCACACACAAGCCCCCUCCCCUAACACGUUUCCUUCUUGCAGUAUUGCUGUGGCUCCAUCACAGGAGAAUGAUGUCGUAAAAGGCAUCGCAGUGUUCACUGUUUACAUAUUUGAGCCAAGAUUGUCGUCCCCUGCAAAUGUUUACACACUUAUCAGGCAACGGAACCCCAAGAACUACCCCAGGUAGACCCACCGAAGCUCGCUCUUCAUGUGUUAACACAAUUGCUUUUAUACUCUCUAAAAUUCUCUUGUUAUAAGUUGUUAUUAUUGCUAUUAUUGUUAUUAUUAUCAUUAUUCUUAUGAUUACUAUGGUUCGUAGAUUUGACAUUAUGUGCUUUUUACAAAUGACUACAUUCCCCAUGAUGCAUUUAUCUGCUUUUUGCUGUGUUAGAGGUUAACAGCAAUGUAGUGUAGAGCUCCACCCUGUUUUGACUGACAGACCAAUUGGCCAAUCAGUAUGCCUAUAAACAACUUUAGAAUUACCAUAUCAAAUGCUGUGUUCCAUUCAGUUCUGAAUGUGCAAGGGAAUGCAACUGAAACACCAGAAGCAAAAGGCGUCCGGUUGUGUUAACAGUUGUUGCAUGCGCAUUCUCUGUAGAUGUGGAAAUACAUACUAAAAUAUAACCCAAUCUCAUGAAUGUGCGUUUCCAUGGCAUAAUUUUCUGUUUCUAUUUGGAAUACUAUUUAUAUGCAUAAAUGGAUUUUGGCAUGCAUAUGAUACACAAUUGGUAGGUUUAGGGGUGUGGGGUAGGUGCGUAUUAUAUGCAUGUCAAACGUGCGUAUUGUAAGCAUGCCAAAGUCAGUUUCUGUGUAUAAAUAGCACGUAAAAUAGAAGAAAAAAUCAUGCUGUUGAUACGCAUUUUCAUUAGACCGGGAUAAAAUACUAAAAUAAUGACAGAAAGCGUUUCUUCAUCAUUGGGUUGAAAGGUUCUGAGCAUGGAGAGGGAUAGUGAAAGGGAUAGUUCACCCACAAAAUGAAAAUUCUGUGGAAAAUUCGCACAUUCACGAUAGUUCCGUGACACAUGAGUGUGGUUCUGCUAAUGCAGGAACCGGCAUUCUGACAUAGAACCCAGAUGCGCUGCUCCCUGUUUAGAAGCAGAGAAAGACGCAGGCUGUAUGUAAAACAGUCUUUGUAAACAUGUCUGAAGAUUUCAACAGAGAGGAUGACUUGUAAUUUCUGAGGGUAAUUAAUGGAAGAAAUUUCAUUUUUGAGUGAACUAUCCCUUUAAGAGUAGGUUAUUUUUAGUGAAUCAACAACGUAUAUGAGUGAUGCUUUUGAGUCCUUUUUGGUCAAUCGAAAACAUACAGCGCAAGCAUUGAAGUCUGAUUACUGAAAGAAUGACCAUUUGGAGUUGGUUCUUUUUGGUGAAACAUGAAAAUACAGCGCAACCAAGGAAAACUGGUUCCUGAAUCAGUGACUCUUUUGAGUUUAUUCUUUUUGGUAAAUCAAAAGCAUGCAGCUUAUUGCAACUAACAGUGAGAUUUACAACAGCACAGUUACAACAAUGUUCGUCUUAGUUAUGAUGAUUUUUCAUGACAAUGUCUAGCUAAAAAUGUUUGAAUUUUGUCAGUAUUUUAUAAAUAUUAAUGAAUAAAAGAUUCACAUUUUUUGUUUAUUUUUAUGUUAUUUUUGUUUAAUAUACAAGGCCAAAAAAAAAGAACUGUGAAAAGUCAUUAAAAAGUCUAUGUAAACAAAAUAUUCAUAAUAAUUGUAAAUUUAAAUGUAUUCAUUCUACCUGUUAUUUACAAAAAAAAAAAAAAAAGGUCGUGGUUUGAAGCCAAUGAUAAAAACAACCCACAUCAAACUUUGGAUGGAGCGCAGCAUUGAUCUAGUCCCAGUGCAUCCUCUCACCACUAAUUUUAAUCUUGCGUAUCGUUCUUCAAUCAGGUCAGUGUGCCAUAAUAAUUAACCCUAUCCAGAUCCACCAGUACUAAUGCUUAUAAGGGAGCACAGGGUAUGAUUCAGAUUAUCUCUUAGUAACCCGUGUUCAUUUAAUCUGAAGUUAAACUCUUCCUAUCAUAUCUAAACAUUUUUCAAGGUCAUUGUUGAAGGGUCAGACAGGGAGAGCUGUUGUAGAGAUGCAUGCAGUGAAAUAAUGAAGCUUCACAAUUUCUCACUCUCAUCGCUGUCCAUUAAGAUCUUACUGUUCUAUAUAUUGUUUUCGAGACUAUGUACUUUUUGUUGUGUUUCUCUUUUCUUUUCUUUUCUUUUUAAAUUUUGAGGAAUGUGGCUUGCUGCAAGCUUUCAGCUGGUCAGGCUCUCAAGGGGAAAAUGGAAAGGGAAAAGCUUUCUCAGUGUCAGCUCUUUAUAAAUGCAUUUUGGUUCUGCUUUUUAUUAAAAGAAAAUCCCUCUUUGAUUCAAAGUGUGUGCAUUUUGAUUAUUCGUUAAAAAUGUGUUUAGAGUUUUGUUUCACAUUUUUCUCA